Crotalus tigris (Tiger rattlesnake) is the source of this 5626-nucleotide messenger RNA. Its product is annotated as vigilin-like. The transcript is spliced from 28 exons. The coding region runs from base 350 to 4123 and encodes 1257 amino acids. Lineage: Eukaryota; Metazoa; Chordata; Lepidosauria; Squamata; Viperidae. The record is from RefSeq and is a predicted model, not a curated record. Gene Ontology annotation, molecular function: mRNA binding. Gene Ontology annotation, cellular component: cytoplasm; nucleus.
CGCGCGGGCUUGUCAGUCGGCGCUGGGCAGCGGCAGGGGGCGGAGGCUGCGGCAGGAGCAGUGGCAGCAGUGGCAGCGAAAGCGGCGACAGCGCCGGCGGUGGAGGAGCUGCCGCCGCCGCCGCCCCCUCGCGGCUUCCUUUCCCCCGGGUCCGAGCGGCGGCCGCUGCCGCCGCCGCCACCACCACCGCCACGCUGAGCUCCUCUCGUGGGGCCCCUCCGCUGCAGCGCAGGACCAAAACUACUGUCACGCUGAAGCGCCACAGGUAGCCUUGCUUCGGACGGACCUUUCCGGCAUUUGACCAUUUUGCAGUGGAAUAUCGGCAACGCGCAAAUCUGGGUUUGAAACAAUGAGUUCGGUAGCCGUGUUAACACCCGAGAGCUUUGCUGAGCAUCGCAGCGGCCUGAGGGAUGAAGAAUCACGAGGUGGUGUCCCAGAAGAUGAGGCCUAUAUCCCAACUUAUCUGGAAGCUUUCCCUCCGCUCCCGGAAAAGGGGGCUCCAGGGGAGAGAUCCAGUGAGUUCACUGGAGUAUGGAACAAAAUCCGGCCUAUCAAAUCUUCAGUCAUCACCCAGGUGUUUCACGUCCCUCUGGAAGAGCGACGCUAUAAGGACAACAGCCAGUUUGGAGAAGGCGAUGAGGCCAAGGUCUGUGUGGACAUCAUGCAGAAGACGGGGGCUCAUAUUGAGCUUUCCUUGGCCAAGGACCAGGGCCUGUCCAUCAUGGUGACUGGCAAACUGGACUCUGUGAUGAAAGCACGGAAGGAAAUUGUCGCUCGGCUUCAGACCCAGGCUUCAGCUACUGUCACAAUCCCCAAAGAACACCAUCGCUUUGUGAUUGGCAAGAAUGGCGAGAAACUGCAAGAGCUUGAACUAAAGACGGCCACCAAGAUCAACAUCCCGCGGCCCGAGGACCUCAGCAGCCAGAUCAAAAUUAUGGGCACCAAAGAAGGCAUCGAGAAAGCACGUCAUGAGAUCUUGCUCAUCUCAGCAGAGCAGGACAAACGAGCAGUGGAACGCUUGAACCUGGAGAAGGUCUUCCACCCCUUCAUCGCUGGGGCCUUCAACAAAACAGUCCAGGAGAUCAUGCAUGAGACGGGAGCACGCAUCAACAUCCCCCCGCCCAGCGUCAGCAAGGAUGAGAUCAUCAUUACCGGGGAGAAAGAACCCGUCUCCCAGGCUCUCCUGCGCAUCCGCAAGAUCUAUGAGGAUAAGAAGCGCAAGACCACCACCAUCUCUGUGGAGGUAAAGAAGUCCCAGCACAAGUACAUCAUCGGCCCGAAAGGAAACACCUUGCAGGAAAUCCUAGAUGCCACUGGAGUGUCGGUGGAGAUGCCGCCCCUUGAAAGCAGCUCGGAGACCAUCAUUCUGCGUGGAGAGCCGGACAAACUGGGGCCAGCCCUAACUCAGGUCUAUGCCAAGGCGAAGAGUGUGAUGGUAGCUGAAGUAAUGGCCCCAGCCUGGUUACAUCGUUUUAUAAUUGGGAAGAAAGGACAGAAUAUUAGCAGGAUUACCCAGCAACUCCCUAAGGUCCACAUUGAAUUCACGGACGGCGAUGAGAAGAUCGCUCUGGAAGGACCCACCGAGGAGGUGGAAUUGGCCCAAAGCCAGAUUCAGGAAAUCAUUCGGGACCUGCUUAGACGGAUGGACUACACCGAAGUGCUUAUUGACCAGAGAUUUCAUCGCCAUCUGAUUGGGAAAAACGGAGCUAACAUCAACCGGAUCAAGGAACAACACAAAGUCUCAGUCCGCAUUCCUCCUGACAGCGAGAAGAGCAACCUGAUCCGGAUCGAAGGAGACCCCCAAGGGGUACAGCUGGCUUGUAAGGAGCUCCUGGAAAUGGCGGCCCGGAUGGAAAAUGAACGCACCAAGGAUCUGAUAAUUGAACAGCGCUUUCAUCGGACCAUCAUUGGGCAAAAAGGCGAGAAAAUCAAGGAGGUCCGGGACAAGUUUCCAGAAGUGAUCAUCAAUUUCCCCGACCCUUCACAGAAGAGCGACAUUGUACAGUUGCGUGGGCCCAAAAACGAGGUGGAGAAAUGUGGAAAGUACCUACAAAAAGUCAUUGCAGAGCUGAUCGAAAACAGUUUUUCCAUCCCGGUUCCCAUUUUCAAGCAAUUCCACAAGAACAUCAUUGGGAAAGGAGGCGCCAAUAUCAAAAAGAUUCGAGAGGAAACCAAUACCAAGAUUGACCUCCCCACAGAAAACAGCAAUUCUGAAGUGAUCCUGAUCACCGGGAAGAAGGCCAAUUGUGAGGACGCUCGGGAUCGUAUCUUGGCCAUCCAGAGAGAGCUGGCUAACAUCAAGGAAGUGGAUAUCUCCAUCCCAGCCAAACUGCACAAUUCGCUGAUUGGGGCCAAGGGGCGGCUGGUGCGCUCAGUCAUGGAGGAAUGUGGCGGGGUGCACAUUCAUUUCCCUUCCGAAGGCUCGGGCAGCGAGAAAGUCACCAUCCGAGGGCCCGGUGAAGAGGUGGAAAGAGCGAAGCGCCAGUUGCUGCAUCUUGCCGAGGAAAAGCAAAUCAACAACCACUCAGUGGAACUGCACGCUAAGUCAGACUACCACAAGUUCCUGAUUGGGCGUGGAGGUGCUAAUAUCCGCAAAGUUAGGGACCGCACCGGUGCCCGGAUCAUCUUCCCCACCCCUGAGGAUAAGGACCAGGAUGUUAUCACCAUUGUGGGCAAGGAAGAGGCAGUACGGCAGGCCCAGCAAGAACUGGAGAGUCUCAUCCGUAACUUGGAUAAUGUCAUUGAAGACUCGAUGGUGGUGGAUCCCAAGUACCACCGCCAUUUUGUGGCCCGUCGGGGACAUGUGCUGCGGGAGAUUGCAGAAGAGUACGGUGGGGUCACUGUGAGUUUCCCCCGGACAGGUGUCCAGAGUGAUCGCGUGACGCUCAAGGGAGCCAAGGAUUGCGUGGAGGCGGCCAAGAAGCGCAUCCUGGAGAUCAUCGGUGACCUGGAGGCUCAGGUGAUCCUGGAAUGCAUCAUCCCGCAGCGCUACCAUCGGGUCGUGAUGGGAGCGAAAGGUUACAAGGUGCAACAAAUCACCCGGGAUCACGAUGUCCUCGUCAAGUUCCCGGAGCGAGACGACAAUUCAGGUUCAGAAGCACAGUCUCAGGAAAAUGGCGAUGUGACGCCCGAACUGGACACGAGUCCUCGCAAAUGUGACAUCAUCCUCAUUUCCGGGCGCAAGGAGAAGUGUGAGGCUGCCCGAUCAGCUUUGCUGGCUCUGGUACCCAUCACCAUGGAUGUUGACGUUCCCUUUGAUCUGCACCGCUACAUCAUUCGGCAGAAGGGAGCUGGCAUUCGCAAGAUGAUGGAAGAAUACGAGGUGACUAUCUCUGUACCGCAGCCAGAGCAGCAGUCCGAUAUCAUCAAAGUCACUGGCUUGGUCCCCAACGUGGAGCGAGCCAAGACCGGCCUCCUGGACAGGGUCAGAGAGCUGCAGGCUGAGCAAGAAGAUCGGGCCCUGCGAGGGUUCAAGCUGACGGCGAGCGUGGAGCCCAAGUACCAUCCCAAGAUCAUCGGCAAAAAGGGGGCUGUCAUUUCCCAGAUCCGCAAGGACCAUGAUGUCACUGUCCAGUUCCCCGACAAAGGGGAUGAGCAUCAGGACCUCAUCACGAUCACUGGCUACAAGAAAAACGCCGAGGCUGCCCGAGACGCCAUCUUGAAAAUCGUGGCAGAUCUUGAGGAGAUGGUCAGCGAAGAUGUCCGCCUGGAUCACAGAGUCCAUGCCCGGAUCAUCGGUGGGAGAGGCAAAGCUAUCCGCAAGCUCAUGGAGGAAUUCCGGGUGGAUAUCCGUUUCCCGCAGCCGGGUUCCAGUGACCCGGACAGAGUCACCGUGACGGGAUUGCCUGAAAACGUGGACGAUGCCAUUGACCACAUGCUUAACCUGGAAGAGGAAUAUAUGAUGGAUGUGGUGGAAACGGAAACCAUGGCUGCAUAUAUGAAGCCCCCCUCCCGCUUGGAAGAGGAGCCUCGGGGCCCUGCCAAGGGCUUUGUAGUGCGUGACGCUCCCUGGAACGCUUCUGGGAACAAGGCCCCCGACGUGAGCAGCGCCGAAGAGUUCCCCAUUUUUGGCACCGGCGUGGUCCCUAAGCAGGCAUCGGUUUGGGGCCCUAAGAAGUUUUGAGGUCAGGGACCACCACCACGGCUGGCUCUCCGGGCAAGGCCUCGGGGGGCGGGGGGGGCACUGUGGCACCCUCAGCUUCCUGCCGCCAGCUGCCUCUUGCUGUCCAAGACUCUCUCCUCUUCUUCCUCCUCCUCCUCCUCCUCCUCCUCGCCUGCACUUCUCUCCGUGACUCUGCAAAACCAUUAACCGAUCAAAAAAGCCAUAGCCUCCCUCCUGUUCCUUUCUUCUCAUGGAGCCAAAAGUAGGCCAGGUUGUAAGCACACAUAUGUAAAGGAGCCUCGUGCAGCUACUGGGGUUCUCCUCCCUCUUCAUUUGCCAGAUUUAAGGGCAUUAAACUCCUAGCUAGAUCCCGCUUCCGCCUCUCAGUUCCAAGAAAGGAGUAAGGCACCCAACUUUUCUUAGCCGGUUCCUUCUCCUCCCGGGGUGCUGAGCGUGGGCGUGCAUCCAGAUCUCCUGGAAGAGGUUUUGGGGGGUUCGGACUCGCUGAGGUUGAAGCACAGUUCCUCUUCGCCCACUCAAACCACCGCUGUCUGCUUUCGGAUGCCAGGAGCAGCUUAAUCUUGGCUUGUUUUCCUGGCCCCCGUUGGUGAAUUUGGAGCUGGGGAGGAGCAAAGCAUCGUUGCAAGGAGAAAGUGUGUAUGUGAAGAUCUAGGAACAAGAUUCUGGCUUGGUGUGGGUGGAAGUCCCACUUUAGAAGCAGGUAGCACUGAGAAACUUUGGCAACUAGCAGCCUUCCUCCUUCUCCUCCUCCUCCCUUUUUCACAUCCUUCUGGAGUCUGGGAAUGUUUUUUAAUAUUUUUUUUCUCUUCUUCCUCCAUUUUCAGCUGUUUCCCAUCUCCUUUCCCGCCCCCCCCCCCAGCUCCCCAUUUCUUCCCUUCCCUGUGUCUUCUUUCCACUUUCUUUGAACCGUGUCGGGGAAAAUAUGCAACUCUUGGCCCAAGAGGCAGAGAUUCUCUUUGACUCUCCUUCCCUUUCAGUGACUAGUCCUCAUCCUCCUUCCCAGGUUUUAAACUGUGAUUUCUCGAGUGAGAGAGAGAGUGUGUGUGUGUUUGAGUGUGUGUCCACACAAGAGUAAACGAGAAUGGCGAAGAUGCGAGUUAAGACCCGCCCCCCCCAGCUCCAUCUCUCCUCCCCCUCGUCCCCCACAUCCAGGUUGCCCUAUCUGUGCGUGACGGGGCACACAACGUAACAAGUACAAAAAAAAAAAAAAAGGAAAAAGAAACAUAACCUAGCGGAGCGACAUAAACCGGUUUCUCAUUUUUCUUUUUUUUUCUUCUGAAGAAGGCAGGGUUUGGGGGAGAAAUGAAAAUAUGACGAAAAUCAGAAGACACUAUUGGCCUUAAACAGGAAACAACAACAACAACGGGGUGGGGCAUAAGAGGGAGAGAAAAAAAAGAAACUUAAGUUUGACAAAAGGAAAUAUGCAAACUCUGUAGGUCACACAGUGACCGGAAUUUUUUUUUUUUCUAAUUCCAAAUUAAAAAAAAAAAACUGUGAGGGAAA